Molecule: messenger RNA, 435 nt
Organism: Rotaria sp. Silwood1
Lineage: Eukaryota; Metazoa; Rotifera; Eurotatoria; Philodinida; Philodinidae
Source: the annotation of a GenBank genome assembly
AUGAAAAUAAUGUUCAAUCUUCCACCACCACCACCACCAUUUACUCUACCACCUCCACCAAUAUUUCCAUCGGAUGUAUUUAAUAUAAAAAUUCUUCCUCAAUUAACUUGUUCGUCAACUCGACAACAAAAACAAGAAAUUAAUUUUCAUCUAAUAAUUAUUAGUUGUAUUAUUUUCUUUGUUCUUUCAAUUUUUCUUACUCUAUUAUUUAUAUGUAUUCAAUUUUAUCAUGGGAAAAAAUCUUUAAGAAAUAAUCUUGUUUCAAAAUCAAUAUCUCAUGUUCCAAAAGACAUACCAAUCUAUGAUAAUUGUUCAUAUGAAACAAUCAAUACAUCAGAAGCAAUUUUAUUAAUAAAUUCAAGUCAUAUUAUUUGUAAUCAAUAUCAUCGACGAUCGUCUUCUCCACCUUCAUUUUAUUAUAAUAUUCCUUAUUAA